Molecule: messenger RNA, 1784 nt
Organism: Globicephala melas (long-finned pilot whale)
Lineage: Eukaryota; Metazoa; Chordata; Mammalia; Artiodactyla; Delphinidae
Gene: CYP27C1
Product: cytochrome P450 family 27 subfamily C member 1
Biological process (GO): cellular response to peptide hormone stimulus; cholesterol metabolic process; cortisol metabolic process
Cellular component (GO): mitochondrial inner membrane
Molecular function (GO): iron ion binding; oxidoreductase activity, acting on paired donors, with incorporation or reduction of molecular oxygen; monooxygenase activity
Source: RefSeq, a predicted model, not a curated record
AUGGCUCUGCUGGCGCGGAUCCUCAAAGCCCGUCUGAGCCCGGCGCCCGAGCGGGGCCCUUGGCAGCCUCGGCCCACGGACGCCAGGCUCCCGGCGAGGGCGCGGGCCGAGGACAAAGGAGUCGGGCGGCCGGGGGCGCCGCGGGCCGGGGGCCGGGCAGAGGGACCCCGGAGCCUCGCCGCCAUGCCGGGGCCCCGGACCCUCGCCAACCUCGUGGAGCUCUUCUGGAAGGACGGCUUCAGCCGCAUCCACGAGAUCCAGCAGAAACACACACGGGAAUAUGGAAAAAUCUUCAAGUCUCACUUUGGUCCUCAGUUUGUAGUAUCUGUUGCAGACCGAGACCUGGUGGCUCAGGUGCUCCGGGCAGAGGGGGCCGUGCCCCAGAGAGCCAACAUGGGGUCCUGGCAGGAGUACCGAGACUUACGGGGCAGAUCCACCGGGCUCAUCUCCGCGGAGGGUGAACAGUGGCUCAAGAUGAGAAGUGUGUUGAGACAAAGAAUUCUGAAACCGAAAGAUGUGGCCAUUUUUGCAGGAGAAAUCAACCAAGUUAUUGCUGAUUUAAUUAAAAGAAUCUACUUCCUCAAGAGCCAGGCAGAAGAUGGGGAGACUGUGACCAACAUCAAUGACCUUUUCUUCAAAUAUUCAAUGGAAGGAGUGGCCACCAUUCUUUACGAGAGUCGUCUGGGCUGCCUGGAGAACAGCGUCCCGCAGGCGACGAUGGACUACAUCGAGGCCCUGGAGCUCAUGUUCUGCACGUUCAAGACGUCCAUGUACGCCGGUGCCAUCCCUAGGUGGCUCCGCCCGCUCAUCCCCAAACCCUGGCGGGAAUUCUGCAGGUCCUGGGAUGGACUCUUCAAAUUCAGCCAAAUUCACGUUGACAACAAGCUGAGGGACAUACAGUGCCAAAUGGACCGAGGGGAGAGAGCGAGAGGGGGCCUGCUCACGUACCUCUUCCUCAGCCAGGAGCUGACACGGGAGGAAAUCUAUGCCAACAUGACCGAGAUGCUGCUGGCUGGCGUGGACACGACAUCGUUCACGUUGUCCUGGGCAGUGUAUCUCCUCGCGAGGCACCCGGAAGUGCAGCAGACCCUGUACCGGGAGAUAGUGAGGAAUUUGGGGGAAAGGCAUGUUCCCACGGCUGCAGACGUCCCCAAAGUCCCACUCGUCCGAGCUCUGCUUAAGGAAACCUUGAGGCUGUUUCCAGUGCUGCCGGGGAAUGGCCGUGUCACCCAGGAAGACCUGGUUGUUGGCGGGUAUCUGAUUCCCAGAGGCACCCAGCUGGCCCUCUGCCACUAUGCCACCUCCUACGAGGAUGAGAACUUCCCUCGGGCCAAGGAGUUCCGGCCUGAGCGCUGGCUGCGGCCAGGAAACCUGCGCAGGGUUGACAAUUUCGGGUCCAUCCCCUUCGGCUACGGGGCUCGAAGCUGCAUCGGGCGGAGGAUUGCAGAAUUGGAGAUCCACCUCCUUGUGAUUCAGUUGCUUCAACGUUUUGAGAUCAAAAUAUCUCCAUGGACUAAAACUGUUCAUGCAAAAACCCAUGGGCUUCUGAUGCCAGGGGAGCCCAUCCACGUGCGUUUUGUUAACAGAAAGUGAGCCUGGCGUUUUCACCCAUCUGCCAGACCGACACACACCAGGUGUUCGUGGGCCACGGAUGAUGGUGGGGGAGAAAAGGAUCCCUUCUGGGGGCUGUCUUGGUUAUAAAUUGGCCUCCUGGUUUCUGGGAGACUUUGAAAUCUUUAUGCAAAGUAAUGUGAGAAGAUUGCUUUACUUUUGCAUACCAGAGU